Molecule: messenger RNA, 1912 nt
Organism: Lindgomyces ingoldianus
Lineage: Eukaryota; Fungi; Ascomycota; Dothideomycetes; Pleosporales; Lindgomycetaceae
Exons: 3
Coding region: 160-1524 (454 amino acids)
Source: RefSeq, a predicted model, not a curated record
CAGCCCAUUCCAACUGUCCAUCUCUAUCAUCAGCUAUCGUAAAAGACCUUUCCCCUCAACACACCAUGGACACCUUUCUUUUUAAGUAGUUUGAGAAAGCGCGUUUAGGGGCUUUUCCCGAAAUUGUGGAAAGUCCCAGAGUGAGGACUGCCACCGUCAAUGACCUCAUGGCUCAAGCGUUGGAGAGCUCCUUCGGAUGGGCCUCCAACCCAAAGUCCAAAAGAACCCCAAGUUCGAAAGGCGUCCACAGGGUUCUUCUCAAAACCCGAGCCUAAUGAUCCGAACGCCCCAGAAAGGAGGCUACAGCUCCACCAGAAGUGCAUCUAUGAGCGACUACUUCCCGGUAAUGCGUUUGUCUCAGCGCAUGUCAACCGCUUACAGCAUGGCUAUUAUGAGAGCAGUGCGAUUCACGAGCCAACAUUAGAAAACAUUUACUUCGUCUCCGUUCAUUUCGUCUUCCAUCCGUACAACACCCGAGAGCAUCGCUUCAAAUCGGCCGGCAUUCGGGUUUCAGUACACGGCGAUGCGGAAAGCCUGGAAACAAGUUGGUACAAUAACCCUCCUUCGAAUCCAAGAAUAUUAAAGCAUGCCCCUGAGCUCAUGUACGGGGCUGUAUCACCAGAGAACCUGCAGUGGAAUUUCAGCUUAUCGAGCUCCUUGGGAGUCUCACAAGCGCCGUUGGCUGCAACCGUGAACCCUUCCGGCGGCGUCCAUAGCAGUUAUAAAGUCUAUGAUAUGAUGAGUAUCCAGGGAUCUCUCCGAACGCUACAAAGCCCACUAGGACCUAAGUAUGAUGUUGAGGAUGGCAUGGCGGUUUGGACACUCCAGGAGAACCUGCUUCAAAGAUCUGGCCUGCCGCGGGAAUUUGACUUUGUCAUGCUUGUGUACAAACCGAAUGAUGUUAAAGACGUCUUCUUGAGUGUCGAUGUAGACGCGGCGGUGGAAAGUUGGUUUGGGCAAUAUCCGCAGUGGUACAUGAAUUUAUCGAAACACCAACCCUCUCAGGACUACCUCCUAGACCUCAAUACCGAUAUCGGUCAGAAGUUUCUACCUUCCCAUCCGGUCAGAGGCUUUAAUUUCGCAGAUCUUCCUCAUCCGCUCGAUGACUACGUUGCAAUGCCAGGCACCACAUACCCUACGAACGACACUCUUAAGUUAGAUGACCCAACAGCGCGAAGACCUAAAACUUUCAAUCAGAAUCCAGUAGACCGCAAAGCUAUACUGCAAAGUCAACAUACAAUACAGCAGCCACGCACUCCUGUAGUGGGCCAGAGAUCUUCGAAACAGGGCUCCGCAGCGAGCAGGCACAGUUGGGCACCGGAGACUCUCAAUGUCCGUGUAAUGCUCGAGCCUAGCUGUCCUCGGGCACCAUCCCCCCGCCGGUACUCUGGAUCUCCAAUCAACAGUCAAGAGCAGGUUCAGCACCGGUCUAUCCGUCGUACAAGAUCACGUUCGGGAUUGAAAGAGUACGGCGCUCAGCAAGCGCUGCAGGAAAUUGCCCGAGAGGCUCUGAAUACGGGAUGAUGACUCAAGACAGUGGUAAUGCCGCCGACAACUUACGCACUUUCUUACGAUCUAGGUCGUGACGACGGAGACAGUGGCCGAGUGUGGUUUCUCAAUGUUGAGCAAGACCUUUGCACUACCUCUUUUCUCAAUUUCCAAAGAGACACCUUCUCAUCUCGACUAAGCAUGAAGUCGUCGAAUGCAUGUUCUUAUUUGUGAUACCAAGGAUAUCUGGGGAAGACACGGCGUCCACGUGCAGGGGGUCAGUAAUUUAGGUAGGACCAAAGCAUGUUGUCUUGGUCCUCGAUGUUUCGGCUUCAACUAUAGUUUUCUACGUCUGCAAUUUGUGACACCCUUGUAUUCAAUCCGAGUCCUGUAGCCGUUGGACUGAAAGACCUAUUUCGCGGUC